Messenger RNA from Dentiscutata heterogama, 338 nucleotides. NCBI's taxonomy places the organism in Eukaryota, Fungi, Glomeromycota, Glomeromycetes, Diversisporales, Gigasporaceae. The record is from the annotation of a GenBank genome assembly.
AAAAACCAAUAAAAGAUAUUACUUUGGAUCCGCUGAUAGCCCUCUUAGUAGAAAAAGCCCAAAGAGGAGAAAUGAAAGAAAAAAAAGUAAUUAAAUUGGUUAAAGACCUAGGAAAAAAUAUGAAGGAGUCCAUUCAGACUUUUACUUUUGACCGAGCUGCGGCUUUUCCUGAUGCUCUUAUUGAUUUAAAAAAAGGAAAGUUUGAUAACCAUAUCUUGUUAUUGAUAAAUAAGUUUCUCGCUCCUAAACUAAAAAGAGGAAGAACCAAAAAGAACAACCCAAAUUACACAGUCAAAUCUGACCAGCUGAUCUCUUUUCUUAAUGUUCUUUUAGAUUAA